CUGUGGCUGGCGCGCAGGCGCAGGGAGAGAAGCCGCGUGGGGCGCGGGGGGAGGCGGUGCUGGGCCCGUGGGGCGGUCAGCGGGAUAUUCCAGAGCGGCGAAAGCGGUUCAUAGGAAGGCUUACUGUUGUCCAUUUCACAUCCUUUGGAUCUGAAGCUCACCAUUAGGCCCACCAAAAGCUCAUGAAAAGUCUUUGAAAUCAGUCCCUUUCUUGUGAAAACGAUUUUCCCCCUUGCUAUCCAAUGGCUUUCUUUACUGGGCUCUGGGGUCCUUUCGCCCAUGUAAGCAGAGCACUCAGCCAACGCUGUUUCAGCACCACCAGGACCCUCAGUGCUAUUCAGAAGAUGACACGCGUGCGUGUGGUGGACAACAGUGCCCUGGGCAACACCCCAUACCAUCGCCCUCCUCGGUGCAUCCACGUGUAUAACAAGAGUGGGGUGGGCAAGGUGGGUGACCGGAUACUGCUGGCCAUCAAAGGACAGAAGAAAAAGGCGCUCAUCGUGGGGCAUCGCAUGCCCGGUCCUCGGAUGACCCCCAGGUUCGACUCCAACAACGUGGUCCUCAUUGAGGACAAUGGGAACCCUGUGGGCACCCGAAUUAAGACACCCAUCCCCACCAGCCUACGCCGGAGGGAAGGCGAAUUUUCCAAGGUGUUGGCCAUUGCUCAGAACUUUGUGUGAGCAGAGCCCAGGCCACUGGCGGCAGUGGGGCUCACGAAUGGAGCAGUUCCAAAAACCACGCCAUCGCUGAUGGGGAGCUUGGGUCCCUGUGGCUGGGGAACAGUGUCCUGUGAGAAAUAAACACUUUUUUAGGUAU
Messenger RNA from Artibeus jamaicensis (Jamaican fruit-eating bat), 816 nucleotides. It is a transcript of the gene MRPL14, whose product is annotated as mitochondrial ribosomal protein L14. The transcript has 4 exons. Gene Ontology annotation, molecular function: structural constituent of ribosome. The record is from RefSeq and is a predicted model, not a curated record. Gene Ontology annotation, biological process: translation. NCBI's taxonomy places the organism in Eukaryota, Metazoa, Chordata, Mammalia, Chiroptera, Phyllostomidae. Gene Ontology annotation, cellular component: ribosome; mitochondrion. The coding region runs from base 243 to 680 and encodes 145 amino acids.